AUGUCCGGCAAAGCUGCUGUCACGCAGAUUGUCAAGCUUCUCGUCCCCGCUGGAAAGGCCACGCCGUCGCCCCCUGUCGGUCCCGCGCUCGGAGCGAGGGCCGUGAAGGCCAUCGACUUCUGUAAGGAGUUCAACGCGCGAACGGCACACUUCAAGCCGGAUGUCCCGAUCCCGACGCUCAUCACGAUCAACCCCGACCGCACGUUUAGCUUCACGUUUAAGACGCCGCCCGUGUCAUACCUGCUGAAGAAGGCCGCGAAGAUCGACAAGGGCUCUGGAGCGCCCGGAUCAGACAUUGUUGGUGAGGUCUCGCUCAAGCAUGUGUACGAGAUUGCCAAGGUCAAGUGCAUGGAUGACGCUCUUAAGGCCCUUGGAGAGGAGCGCGUCGCUCGGUCCAUCGUUGGAAGCGCGAAGUCGCUCGGCAUCAACGUCGUCCCGUAG
Messenger RNA from Trichosporon asahii var. asahii CBS 2479, 441 nucleotides. Its product is annotated as 60s ribosomal protein l19, precursor. Gene Ontology annotation, biological process: translation. The record is from RefSeq and is a predicted model, not a curated record. Gene Ontology annotation, cellular component: mitochondrial large ribosomal subunit; ribosome. The transcript has 3 exons. Gene Ontology annotation, molecular function: large ribosomal subunit rRNA binding; structural constituent of ribosome. The coding region runs from base 1 to 441 and encodes 146 amino acids. NCBI's taxonomy places the organism in Eukaryota, Fungi, Basidiomycota, Tremellomycetes, Trichosporonales, Trichosporonaceae.